Messenger RNA from Aspergillus oryzae RIB40, 324 nucleotides. RefSeq lists its product as uncharacterized. The record is from RefSeq and is a predicted model, not a curated record. The coding region runs from base 1 to 324 and encodes 107 amino acids. Gene Ontology annotation, molecular function: oxidoreductase activity, acting on the aldehyde or oxo group of donors, NAD or NADP as acceptor. Lineage: Eukaryota; Fungi; Ascomycota; Eurotiomycetes; Eurotiales; Aspergillaceae. The transcript is spliced from 3 exons.
AUGGUGGAAAUCUUGAAGCAUGCACAGUCUUCUUUCUAUCCGAUAUCUUUCUUUUUUGAAUUUUCUAUCAGAGGUAUUUUUAUACCAGCACACAAGAAGCAUUCCUCGAGUUAUAAAUCUUACGUUACAAGUGCUGGACAUCUGGGGGAGAACUGUGUCCAGCCAACUGUGUUAGCGGAUAUGACGCAUGAUAUGCGACUGGCCUCCGAGAAGACAUUUAGACCUGUUGCAGCGCUUUUUGCGUUCGAUGAGGAAGAGGAAGCCAUUCGAGAGGAGAACAGGUGUGAGGUUGCUUUGGGGCUUAUAUCUAUACUCGGAGCAUAA